Messenger RNA from Mytilus californianus (California mussel), 1748 nucleotides. Its product is annotated as matrilysin-like. Gene Ontology annotation, biological process: proteolysis; collagen catabolic process; extracellular matrix organization. The record is from RefSeq and is a predicted model, not a curated record. The transcript is spliced from 11 exons. Gene Ontology annotation, cellular component: extracellular matrix. Gene Ontology annotation, molecular function: zinc ion binding; metalloendopeptidase activity. NCBI's taxonomy places the organism in Eukaryota, Metazoa, Mollusca, Bivalvia, Mytilida, Mytilidae. Bases 9 to 1448 code for a protein of 479 amino acids.
UGAAGCUUAUGAUUUUGAUAGGCUUCUUUACCAGUAGUCUUGGAUUAUACAGACACAGGCACGUUCGUGCCGUUAAUGAUGGGGACACUCGUGCAGCUGAUAGUUAUCUCGAACAAUUUGGUUAUAUGUCAAGCGCUAAAUCAUUCCAAUUACACAGUACCUCUGAGAGGACAGAGGCUCUUAAGUCCUUUCAGAAGUUUAACAAUCUGCCGAUAACAGGCAAACUCGAUCAAGAGACCGUAAACAAGAUGAAUUCACCGAGGUGUGGUGUUCCGGAUAUGGAACCCGGUGCAGAUGGUUUACCAAAACCAUACAAAACUGGACCCAAAUGGACUAAAAAGAAUUUGAGUUGGAGAGUUGCUGAUUUCAGCGAUCGUUUGUCGAAUUCGGUUGUAAAGUCUGAAAUAGCUAGAGCACUUAAAGCCUGGUCGGACGUGGCAGAUUUGUCCUUCACAGAAGUUAAUUCCGGGGAGGAUAUUAAAAUCAAAUUUGUGACAGGUGAUCAUGGUGAUGGUUACGCCUUCGAUGGCACAGGAGGCGUGCUUGCUCAUGCAUUUUUCCCUCAGAAUGGCGAUGCUCACUUUGACGACGGCGAACUUUGGGUUGUCAAUACAACCGGUACAGAUCUUUUCAUUGUUGCCGCACACGAAUUUGGACAUUCUCUUGGGCUUGACCAUUCAAGCAAUAAUGAUGCAUUGAUGGCACCGAUUUACACUGGUUAUAUACCAAACUACCAACUUCAUUCAGACGACAUAGCAGGCAUACGUUCUCUAUACGGAGAACAACAAAACCCUUCACCAACUGAUUCUCCAAGACCUACUCCAGCAGUGACAGUGACGCCUCCCGUAGACAACAGACCGGAACUGUGCCAAAAUGGUUAUGAAGCUACAAUUAAAAAUACAAAUGGGGAGUAUUUGUUUUUCGUUAAACCAAAACACGUUAUGAUGAUGACUGCUGAGAAUGGGCUAUAUAGGACUGAAAAAACAAAAACCGUUUUCAAAAAGUCUCCAAGGAAGGUAGAUGGUGCUUUUAUUCUACCGGACACGAAUAACACAUACUUCAUAAAAGGCAAAAAAUUGUACGAAUUCGACUCUGAAGGAAUACGUACAAGGGUGCUCAAAAUUAAAGGUGGACGGAAGAGUAUGCCAGAGAAAACACGUGCCGCAUUUGCUGUUAGCGAAAAUCAGGUGUAUAUGUUAGGUGAUAGUAUGGUAUGGCAACUAGAUUUGUCCACCCUAACUAUCAGUUCUGAAUCGAUCAAAUCAAUAUCAGAAGAGUUCCCUGGAUUAUCCUCGGGGAUUGAUGCAGCAAUGCUGUACGACACUGAGACAGUUUAUUUCUUCCAAUCUAACAUGUAUUAUAGUUUUGAUUUACAGUCAAACACUUUAAAUGGUGGACCUUACGAUGCUGCUUCUGAAUUCAUAAAGAACGACUGUGAAGUACUUUAGUAACCUCAACACAGAAUCUAGGCCAACACUAGGUUAUGGGGACAAAAAAAAUAUAUACGUCCUGUGAUUAUCAUACUUUUACCAGAAAACAAAUUCGUCCGGUGUUUAAGGUAUAAAGUAGAGUAUGAAUUUUCAAAAUAGUUAUAAAUAUUUUCAUUAUUAAAAUAUGGUUACAUCUUUUAUAUUUUGAACCAAGUAGUUUGUAUUUUGUUCGUUCGUGAUAUGCAAAACAAAUGAAAAUGCAAUCAUGUUGUUUUAUACAUAUUGUAAAACAUCAAUAAUAAAUGAUAUGUUUGCUUA